Scheffersomyces stipitis CBS 6054 is the source of this 1701-nucleotide messenger RNA. RefSeq names its product ribonuclease III (gene DCR1). Bases 1 to 1701 code for a protein of 566 amino acids. Gene Ontology annotation, cellular component: nucleus. Lineage: Eukaryota; Fungi; Ascomycota; Pichiomycetes; Serinales; Debaryomycetaceae. Gene Ontology annotation, biological process: regulation of gene expression; rRNA processing; primary miRNA processing. The transcript has a single exon. Gene Ontology annotation, molecular function: double-stranded RNA binding; ribonuclease III activity. The record is from RefSeq and is a predicted model, not a curated record.
AUGUCACAAUUCGGGAGUUUAGAAGGAUUUCUAAAUUCGCUUACCCAGGUCGACUCCGAACGUACGGACGUGGUUACUGAUCACGGUGGGAAAGCGAGUGAUGAAGUCAAUCAUAGCCCAGCAGAAGAUGCUUCCAAUUCCAAAUCCAAACGGGAGUAUGGGUACACGGGGUCUUUACUUCCGAAACGCCCCAAAUUGGACUCGCCUUCAGUGCCCCCUAUUGGAUUUGUGGAUCUUCAGAAACUUGAGUAUGCAACCAAGACACUUCAGAAGAAUGUGAGACUUAUAGUCACAGAAUCUCCAGAUAUUGACAGCAUUGAAAAACUCCUCAACUCUUCGACUCUUGACUCUGGAGCUAAAGUCGAUUUGAAAAAUAAUAACUACAUUAAAGUGGCUUCGAGAUUGAAGUCGAAAUACAAGAUUGGAAAGUUACCCAUCUUUGAUGAAAUCACAGCUGGUGAUAUCAAAAUUUCAGACGAAGAAUUUGACAAAAUUGCACAAUUAAACGAUUGCAGCGAUUCCGAAGAGUCUCCUACCUAUUUGCCGGUAGAUUCAAGUUCCACUCAAGAAAAGCGAGUCUUCACUACUGGAAUAGAUAACAAGCAUCCACCGUUACCCUUUAUCAAGGACCAAACGUUGUAUGAGAGAGUAUUUGUUCACAAGUCUGUUGUCAAUGGCAAGACAUAUUUGGAUCAAAACGAUUUGAUCAACAGCCACAACGAGAGACUCGAAUUUCUAGGCGAUUCGGUCUUAAAUAACUUGGUGACCUUGAUCAUCUACGACAAGUUCCCAAGUGCCUCAGAAGGAAAGUUGACCAAAAUGAGGUCGCAGUUGAUAGAUAACCAUACAUUGACUCAGUUUUCCUUCGAAUACGGAUUUGACAAGAGAUUAAAAACAAAAACUGACGAGGAGAUCCUCAAAACUGGAGACCAGAAAGUGUAUGCAGAUAUCUUUGAAGCAUACAUUGGAGCCCUCUCUGUAGAAAGAGGAUUGGAUCUUCGGGAAAUCAAGGACUGGUUGGAAAAGUUGUAUGCACCAAAACUUGAAGCUUUCAAAGUUAAUUUCCUUCAAGAAUCUGUCAACAAGGAGGCAAAAUCCGAAUUGUACUCCAUCGUUGGAACUGCAUCAUCUCAUCCGCUAUAUGUAGUUGUAGAGGAAGGAAAUGGCUCCCAUGAUUUUGUCGUAGAAUGUAGAAUGGGAAAUGACGUUCUAGGCAGAGCAAAGGCUCCUUCUCAAAAGGAGGCUGGUUUGAGAGCCGCCAUGGAUGCCUUAAAAAAUCGCCAAUUGCUAGAAAAGUACUACAAGAUCAGAUUGGAAAUCGAUAGAAAAGACUCCGUCAAAUCGUCGAAGUCGAAGAGAUCAAGAGAAGAAGAUGAAGAUUCUGAUUAUUCAAUGAGGACUCCGACUCCUUCUUCUCCUAUCAAGACGAUUAUGUUUCCUCUUGUAGCGUCAGCUGACGCACCUAUUGAUAACAAUGCUAAAAAUAAGUUGUAUGCUGAAAUUGGUAAAAGAUUGGGAGAGGUUCCACAGUACAUAGUUUCCAGGGCCAAUAAUGAUAUAGCCGCUGUUUCUUUGAGUAUAAGAGGUCUAGUUGUUGCUACAGCUACAGAUAAAUCGAAGAAGAAGGCUAUGGCCAGAGCAGCCAUGGCAAUACUUGAAAACAGCUCUGCAUUGAAUGAGAUUUGUAAGGGAACCAUAUGA